Molecule: messenger RNA, 972 nt
Organism: Aspergillus eucalypticola CBS 122712
Lineage: Eukaryota; Fungi; Ascomycota; Eurotiomycetes; Eurotiales; Aspergillaceae
Product: Kelch repeat-containing protein
Exons: 4
Coding region: 1-930 (309 amino acids)
Molecular function (GO): protein binding
Source: RefSeq, a predicted model, not a curated record
AUGGACAUUUCCUUAACUCAGUGCCACCAGGGAUCCCUUCUAUCAUUGCAAGACCAUCCCCGACAGUUCAGUAUUAACAACUACACUGUCAACUCCACAUUUUGCAGCUCAGGUCGCUGGGUCAACCUCGCCUCCAUUCCCACUCCCCGUCAAGAGCAUGGAACCGUCGCCAUCGGUAACUCAACUAUUGCGAUCGUCGGUGGCAUCGCCUCUCAAGACAAUAGUAGCACCGCAGUCACAACCGACCUAGUCCAGCUCUACGACAUCGCCUACAAUACCUGGCGCACUGUAUCCCCAGCCCUCUUCAGAGUCAACCACCCCAACCUUGCCUCCGUGGCCCCCAACAAACUCAACCUCCUGGGCGGUCUGACCGACGUACCACACCCAAAAGGCCAGGAUCUAGACAUCAACUGGAAUGCGUCCAAGGACUGCUACAAUUAUGACGCUGCAACAGAUACGUGGGCCGAGGUUGCCUCCAUGCCCAGCGGCACAGAAAGGGGCAGUUCCGUCGUCGAAAGCCGUCAGCAUGCUACUGGAGCGGUCAUUGGAGACACUUUCUAUGUUAUUGGUGGACGCCGAUACGGCCAGAUGUAUCAUCGAGACACGGUUUUCGAGCUUGCUCUGCAGAAUAUUGAAGCAGGAUGGAGGACGAGCACUGGCCACAUGCCUACCUCCCGCGGAGGCAUCUUUGGGGUGCUGUUGAUGGGAAGUUCUAUGUUUUCGGUGGUGAAGGAAAUCGAGAUUCCAUCACCGCGAUGGGUUGAAUUGAUGCCCAUGGCUGUUCCUCGUCAUGGUACUCAAGCUGCGGUGGCUGAAGGAUGUAUCUAUAUCCCUGGUGGUGGCCUCCAGCAGGAUGGUAAGGAGGUCAUAGUAGGCGGGAAGUCUACUUACCAUAAUCCUACCUCUCACUUUGAUGCUUACUGUCCUUGAGCAUUGAAAUUGUUUAGCGGCGUGAAGGGUAUAGAAAAACGG